CCAUUCUCUCACCCGACUGUGCGUCCACACCGGGCUGUACACACCACACAGCUGCACCGCGUCCAGCAGCCCCACAACCCAGUGCUCUGCCCCUCCCCGGUGCUGCCCACCGUCCUCAAAAGAAGAGGUCCCACCCCCUCUUCUCUGCUCAACCCUCAGUCAUGGGAAAGCCCCAGGGCAGGUCAUAUCCCUCCCCUGCCCAGCCACCUCCUGUGACUCCUCACUGGAAAAACCAUGAUGUCACCGGGGCCACCAGCCCUGCCUGAUCCUACUGCACCCUGCCUCUGGCCUUGCCAGCCCCGUGGUCCCUCAUGGAUACUCAGUCCCCUCCCCAGAACUUCCCUGGCCACCUGGUGCAGGGCCUGUACUGCACUCUAUGGCCAUGGCUAUUUCUUUUACCCAGUGAGUGGGAACUUCACAGCUGGCUUCCCCCACGGUCCACAGAGAGGGCGCAGGAGUUGGGCAAUUGCCUUGCACACAGCUGACCCAAGGUGGUUUUUUUUUUUUUUUUUUUGGUCUUGAGUCACCCGGUGAUGCACAGGGGUUACUCCUGGCUUUGCACUCAGGAAUCACUCCUGGCAUUGCUCUGGAGACCAUAUGGGAUGCUGGAAAUUGAAUCCGGGUUGGCUGCGUGCAAGGCAAACGCCCUACCCACUGUGCUAUCACCUCAGCCCCUAAACCAAAAUUUCAAUCUUUGGUGUUGCAGGGUACCUGGGGCAGAACGACUGGGUGUAGCUCCCCCCAAAAGAGGGCAGGAAAGGGGGUCGGAGUACAAUAGGUAAGGUGCUUGCUUUGCAUACACCUCACCUGGGUUCAACUCCCAGCAUCCCAAAUAGUCCCGAAUACAGCUGGGUGUGACCCCAAAGACAAAAGAGGCAAGGAAAAUUGACAGAUAUGAGUUCCCUGCCAGUUCUCCCCAGCCUCAAGCAAGGACUGGCCGCACAGUAGGUGUUCAAUAAAAACGGAACUGGGCUGGAGAGCUCAAUGAGCUGAGCAUGGGCUUUGCAAGCAGUGCACCCUUGUGUUGUGGUUUGAUGGCUGGGAAUGACACCACGCAAGAAACAUGAGUAGCCUCUGAGCACCAUCACAGAGGCCUCAAAUCAAAAUAAAUCAAGUGAGGGGGGUGGGGCAUACUUGGUGCUCACCCUGGAGGGGGACUCAGCUGUUCGGCCACAGCCUCUCAGGAGUGAACCUGUUAGGAGGGGCCUGAGGGUGUGUGGUGAGACCCCAGCACCAGCCCACAGCACUGUCCUGUUUCGGGGACACACCCUGAGGAGCGCUCAGGGCUUAUUUCUGGCUCUGCACUCAAGAGCCACUCUUGGCAGGGGCUAUCAGCGGGUGCUGGGGAAUCGAACCUGGGUCAGCCAGUCUCCCUCAGGGCAAGUUCCCUUCCUCUGUGCUAUUGUUCCAACCCCAGCACUGCCCUUCGUGAGGUUCAGGCCAUCACAAGCUGAUUCCCUGCUGCCGUCAGGAGCACCACAGCUACGCGAGAUACUUGAGCUGUCUAGUCCCCAGCGCGGGGAGAGCCAAGUGGGGAGUGUUUUCCAGAUGAAGUUCGGGCGUCGGGAGGAUGAAGGCAGAGGCUGACCCGUUAGUGGCCAUAGGGGAUUCCAACCCACUGUGCUCCCCAGCCAGAUGGCUCAGAGCCCGUUUCUCCAUGGAUAAGCCCCCACCCUCUUCAAUGCUGGCACUCAGGAGAUUAGAGGGGGACUGUGCCAGGCAGGUGGCCUGGGGUGCUAUGAAUAAUUGAGGGUCUCCACCGCCUUGCAGCUGUCGCCCUGCCCCGGGCGGGUAGGGAACAGGAGAAUGGAAGGGGCGCCAAUGAUGUCACUUCCUCCCCUAGGGGGUUAUAAGGAGGCGCUGCCUGGCCCGGGCAGCCCAGGCAGAGGGUCCCAGCAGCUCGCACCAUGUCACCUGCUUGCGUGCUGCUGCCGCUGCUCCUGGGAGCAGCCACUGCUGCUCCCCCGGCGCUGAGGCCCUCCAAGGAGGAGCUGACCCGCUGCCUGGCACAGGUGGUCUCGGACAUGCUAACACUGGGCCAAGCACAGCGUGGACCUUGCAUGGCCCUUCUCCACAGAGAAAUGUGCGCCCCGGAGCUGCGCGGCUGUGGGGCAGCAGACGCGAGCCUGGAAAAGCGGGAGGCUGGUGAGACCAGGUCGGGCCAGGAGGACGAGGCGGCGAGGGUCCAUGAGAACAGGCGGGAACAGGCGGUCCGGGAGCAGCUGCACAGCCGCCUCCACCAGGAAGAUGUCCAGGAGGACGUGCAAGAGGAUGGACAGAAGAGUGGGGCCCGCGGGGCCUUCGGGGGCCCGUGGUGGCUGCGUCUGGAGGGCACAGGCGGUACCCAGAAGCGGGUGGCAGAGCAAGCCCGGGACGAGGAGACAGAGAAGGAUGUGAAGGUGCUGGGGGACGCCCGCGGCCUGUGGCAGGGGCCUGAGGCAGAGCAGCUGGGGGAGCCGUCGCAACCCCACCAUGUCCACCAGCCACCAGCCGAGGCCCAGCAGGAGGAGAAGGAAGCGGCUCGAGAGAAGGCGGAGCGUGAAGCGGAGCGGCUGGAGCACGUGAGAGAGGAGCUGAAGAAGGCCACGGAGGUGCUGGGGGAGGAGCUCCGGAGGGAGGGCUGAUCCCAGGGGGGCCGCCCGCCUAACCCUCCGACCCCCCCUGGCUUUGUACCUUCGUCCCCAAAGCCCCCUCCGCACCUGACACCCCGCUCCGUGCCUGGAAGGGCAGGAGUGGAGAAGGGUGGUCCUUGGCCGCGGGCCUGCGAAGGGCCAAAUCUGGGCUGGGCUCAGGCUGACUCAGGACACCCCCACCUCACCCACCCCAACCUUCCUGCGUGAA
Molecule: messenger RNA, 2841 nt
Organism: Sorex araneus (European shrew)
Lineage: Eukaryota; Metazoa; Chordata; Mammalia; Eulipotyphla; Soricidae
Gene: CCER2
Product: coiled-coil glutamate rich protein 2
Exons: 5
Coding region: 1908-2624 (238 amino acids)
Source: RefSeq, a predicted model, not a curated record